Molecule: messenger RNA, 381 nt
Organism: Salvia splendens (bonfire salvia)
Lineage: Eukaryota; Viridiplantae; Streptophyta; Magnoliopsida; Lamiales; Lamiaceae
Exons: 1
Coding region: 1-381 (126 amino acids)
Source: RefSeq, a predicted model, not a curated record
AUGUCCAAGUGCUCUUUUUGUAAUUCCACGGUGGAAUAUUUGGGUCACCUUAUUGCUGACGGUUUAUUGAAGGCGGAUCCUACUAAAAUUGAGGCGAUGACGGCAUGGCCCGUGCCCAGGACCGUAAAGCAGUUGAGAGGCUUUUUGGGUCUGACAGGAUACUAUAGGAGAUUCAUUGCUCAGUAUGCCUUAAUUGCCGCCCCGCUCACUGACCUCCUAAAAAAGGAGGCAUUUUGCUGGUCGCCCGCCGCGGAGGAGAGCUUCCUCGCCUUGAAACUGGCGAUGACUAAGGUGCCAGUGCUUAGGUUGCCCGAUUUUGAGCGACCUUUUUGUGUGGAGACAAAUGCAUCUGAUUCGGGCAUUGGGUUCGUUUUAUUAUAG